This is a messenger RNA of Equus quagga, 2942 nucleotides long. RefSeq names its product phosphatidylinositol transfer protein beta (gene PITPNB). The transcript has 12 exons. The record is from RefSeq and is a predicted model, not a curated record. Gene Ontology annotation, molecular function: phosphatidylinositol transfer activity; phosphatidylcholine intramembrane carrier activity; phosphatidylcholine binding. Gene Ontology annotation, biological process: phospholipid transport. Lineage: Eukaryota; Metazoa; Chordata; Mammalia; Perissodactyla; Equidae. Bases 111 to 926 code for a protein of 271 amino acids. Gene Ontology annotation, cellular component: cytoplasm.
GGGGCAGGGAGGCGGGGCCGCGCAGGCGCCGUGAGAGGCGGUAGCGGCGGCGGCGGCGGUGGUGGCGGUGGUGGCGGUAGCGGCGGCAGCUGUGAGGGGCUUCCGGGAAGAUGGUGCUGAUUAAGGAAUUCCGUGUUGUUUUACCAUGUUCUGUUCAGGAGUACCAGGUUGGGCAGCUUUACUCUGUUGCAGAAGCUAGUAAGAAUGAGACUGGUGGUGGAGAAGGAAUUGAAGUCCUGAAGAAUGAACCUUACGAGAAGGAUGGAGAAAAGGGACAGUACACACACAAAAUUUAUCACCUGAAGAGCAAAGUUCCUGCGUUCGUGAGGAUGAUUGCGCCCGAGGGCUCCUUGGUGUUUCACGAGAAGGCCUGGAACGCGUACCCCUACUGUAGAACAAUUGUAACGAAUGAAUAUAUGAAAGAUGAUUUCUUCAUUAAAAUUGAAACAUGGCACAAACCAGACUUGGGAACAUUAGAAAAUGUACACGGUUUAGAUCCGAACACAUGGAAAACGGUUGAAAUUGUCCAUAUAGAUAUUGCAGAUCGGAGUCAAGUUGAACCAGCAGACUACAAAGCUGAUGAAGACCCAGCGUUAUUCCAGUCAGUCAAGACCAAGAGAGGCCCUUUGGGACCCAACUGGAAGAAGGAGCUGGCAAGCAAUGCUGACUGCCCUCAGAUGUGUGCCUAUAAGCUGGUGACCAUCAAAUUCAAGUGGUGGGGACUGCAAAGCAAAGUAGAAAAUUUCAUUCAGAAGCAAGAAAAAAGGAUAUUUACAAACUUCCAUCGCCAACUUUUUUGUUGGAUUGACAAGUGGAUUGAUCUAACAAUGGAAGACAUUAGGAGAAUGGAAGAUGAAACUCAGAAAGAACUAGAAACGAUGCGUAAGAAGGGUUCCGUCCGAGGCACGUCGGCUGCUGAUGUCUAGAUGAGUCCCCUGUAGGGUCAGAGACAAUAAUCAAACUUUACGUAAUCAAGGUCAAGUGAGGGGAACAAGUGCAGCCAGUGAUGAGUGAAGAAGAAUCUGACCAGUAUCUUGCAGUGUUGACAGUUCCCAGGCCUGUGCGUGUAACUCUGUACUCACAGGCACAGGUCCCCAGCCACGUGUAUAUAUAUGUUGGUGUGUGUCUGUCUGUAGCUGUAUAUAAAGUGCAUGUAGAGCUGCAGACCCAGUACACACACUGUGUAUAUAUGUACAUACAGACAUACUGAAGGGAUUAGUACAAUUUCUCCGAAGUACUGUACCUAUCUUCAGCAAGAAUGCAAAAGAAAAUAUUUUCAAUAUAUAUACCUGGAACAGAUUUUAAUAAUUAUCAGAGUGAUACCAUAAAUGGACAGAUUGACUGCGAUGUAGUACUAGCUGGUAUGUUUCAUAAAUGUCACGUUGUUGUGGACCAAUAUGUAUAUAGCCUGUUCUCACUCUCCUGUUCUUUUAAAUCCGUCUCCUAUAAAGUUUUAUUUUAGUCCCAUAAGCAACAGACUCCCACAGAAAAAUUUAUUCAAAAUCUUUUGGUAUUCCAAUGAAUCUGGAAUAUAAACUUUGAAUGUAUUUAUAACGAUUUAUUUCUGAACAGUCAUUAUCUUGCAGUUCAAUUGGACAAUAGCUAUUAGUAAGGAGUACAGUUACAGGCCACUUUUUACUUGUUUGCCCUGAGGGAAAACACCCUUUUUAAAAAAAAUUUCAGGUUUUUAUUGGAUUUUUGUAUUUUAAAUUUCAAGUAUUUUUCUACAUCAGACCUAGCAAAAAUGGAGAUGGUGGUUUGUGAUUUAUAAUAAACACUAUACAAUUUUCAGGCUCCUGUUAGGCAAACAAAAAAAUUGGUGAAGAAAGGAAUAACAUCGUAGGCUGUUUAGCAAAACUGGAAGUACAGCACUUCAUGAGUCUCACUUUUGGUGAAACUACUGUUCUCUGAAAUCACAGCUUGGAAACUAUGCAAACGAUCUCCAUGCCUCACAGCUCACACGGUAGGAUAUAGCUAGUGAUGACAUGUUGCUCUUUUCGUGCUGAAACACACUUGAAGGGGGAGAUGCUGACUUUGAGACGGGAGAAUUUAAGGGGCAGCACGAGGCCUGGCUGCUCACAGACAGGGGGCCUUGCCGAGGGGCCAGCGCCUCUCUGCGCACUCUGAUGUGCUCUCCAGUAGGACGUCAUUGGGACGUAUCCUGAAUAAGCAGCGUGAAAAUGCCACUUAGAAGCUGCUGCCACCUUUCUUUCUUUCUUUAAGAAAGGAACAAUAGCUAGGUGAGAUUUUCCUCAGCUUUCUCUGUCCAAAUGCAGUGAUUCUCCCGUCAGUCCCGGAAGCUUGAGUAGAAGGAUACUGUUGAAGCCUUCAGGUCACAAACUGUCGUCUUUAACCUCUCGUCCUCCCCAACACGCCAGGCCCUGUAGUCACAUCACGUUAGUGAUCUGAUUUGCUGACAGUCCUGCCCUCCCUGCCCGUCGUCUUCCCACAUGUCCUGUGUCCCCACUGAAGUGAUGGCGGCGACUCAGACAAGGGUGUUCAGGAUCGCUCCUGCAGUGCGAGUCCCUGUGCUCCCCAGCUCCAGAGCCACAUCGCGUGCGUCCUCCGUGCUCUCAGGAUCGAGACCGAAGUUUACUCUCUGGGCACUGCUGUAAGAUAGGUUUUGUCAGCGCAUAAUCACUGUCUGCAACGUAUUUGAUGCGAGGAAGAUGAUUGCUAAUUUUGUGAAAUAAAGAGUCUAGCCCUCUCCUUUUAAUGAACUUAACUCUCACUGGCAUCUGUAGCAUCAUUGGGAGCUUGGGCGCACGUGGAAAUGAGAACCCGGCGCAUGGAUUUUAAUGUUUUUCUAACAACUGUGGAGAUUUGAGGGAAUGUGUGGUGAAUGUAAAAUAUCUAGUUUACUUGGCAGUCUCUUGUGUAAAUUACAGUAAAACAAAGUAAAUGAAAUUUAAACAAAAAAUAAAUUUGAUCACAAAAUGCCA